AUGCUGCUGCGUGCAGGGAGUGAUAUGGCGACCAAGAGGAGCGUGGGCACCCUCGGCGAGGCGGAUCUGAAGGGGAAGAAGGUGUUCGUGCGCGCCGACCUCAACGUCCCGCUCGACGACGCCCAGAAGAUCACCGAUGACACCCGCAUCCGCGCCUCCGUCCCCACCAUCAAGUUCCUCCUCGAGAAGGGCGCCAAGGUCAUCCUCGCCAGCCACCUGGGUCGUCCAAAAGGUGUCACCCCAAAGUACAGCUUGAAGCCUCUUGUUCCACGCUUGUCUGAGCUCCUUGGAGUUGAAGUUGUGAUGGCCAAUGAUUGCAUUGGUGAGGAAGUUGAGAAGUUGGCUGCUGCUUUGCCAGAAGGUGGAGUUCUGCUCCUAGAGAAUGUUAGAUUCUACAAGGAGGAAGAGAAGAACGAGCCCGAGUUUGCUAAGAAGCUAGCAUCUGUUGCUGACCUUUAUGUCAAUGAUGCUUUUGGCACGGCACACAGAGCUCAUGCUUCAACUGAAGGAGUUACCAAGUAUUUGAAGCCUGCUGUUGCUGGCUUCCUCAUGCAGAAGGAACUUGACUAUCUUGUUGGAGCUGUUGCCAACCCAAAGGAGCCUUUUGCCGCCAUUGUUGGUGGAUCCAAGGUCUCAACUAAGAUUGGGGUCAUUGAGUCUUUGCUGGAAAAGGUUGAUAUCCUCAUCCUUGGUGGUGGUAUGAUCUACACAUUUUACAAGGCACAGGGAUAUUCUGUUGGAAAAUCUCUUGUGGAAGAAGAUAAACUUGAGCUUGCAACUUCCCUUAUUGAGAAGGCGAAGGCAAAGGGGGUUUCUCUUUUGCUUCCCACUGAUAUUGUAGUAGCGGACAAAUUUGCAGCUGAUGCUGAGAGCAAGAUUGUUCCUGCCACUGCUAUCCCUGAUGAUUGGAUGGGUCUUGAUGUUGGCCCUGAUGCCACCAAAACAUUCAAUGAAGCAUUGGACACCACCUGGACUAUUAUUUGGAACGGUCCCAUGGGAGUGUUUGAGUUUGAGAAGUUUGCAGCUGGCACUGAGGCGAUUGCCAAGAAGCUGGCUGAGCUUACAACCACAAAGGGUGUCACUACCAUCAUCGGCGGUGGUGACUCUGUUGCUGCUGUUGAGAAGGCUGGGCUGGCUGACAAGAUGAGCCACAUUUCGACUGGCGGUGGUGCAAGCUUGGAGCUCUUGGAAGGCAAGACUCUACCAGGUGUCCUUGCGCUCGAUGACGCCUAA
Messenger RNA from Miscanthus lutarioriparius, 1233 nucleotides. NCBI's taxonomy places the organism in Eukaryota, Viridiplantae, Streptophyta, Magnoliopsida, Poales, Poaceae. The record is from the annotation of a GenBank genome assembly.